Molecule: messenger RNA, 4002 nt
Organism: Engraulis encrasicolus (European anchovy)
Lineage: Eukaryota; Metazoa; Chordata; Actinopteri; Clupeiformes; Engraulidae
Product: phosphatidylinositol 4-kinase beta-like
Exons: 13
Coding region: 183-3725 (1180 amino acids)
Biological process (GO): phosphatidylinositol phosphate biosynthetic process; phosphatidylinositol-mediated signaling
Cellular component (GO): cytoplasm; membrane
Molecular function (GO): 1-phosphatidylinositol 4-kinase activity
Source: RefSeq, a predicted model, not a curated record
CGCCCACUGAACUGUCGUCAUCGCAGACGCAUUCUCCAAUGCAAGAAGACACACAGUCCAGAGUUGAAGCCCUGCUGUGCUGUUCAGAGGAGAGACGAGUUGGGGAUCCGCCGCUUCCUUUGCCAAAUGCCUCUUUAUACACGGGGAUAAACACACUCUCAGUCUGAUCGAGCAGCUGGCCAAUGGCUGACCUGACCGUGGCAGUGCCUCCCUCCCAGCUGAUGGAGGAGCUAAAGUUCCACCAGCACCAGGCCUGCCUCAGCAACGCCACCUCCUCCUCUCCCUGCACCUCCUCCAUCUCCAUGUUCUCCUCCUCCUGCCCCUCCUCGCCCUCCACCGCCUCCUGCGUCUCCUCCUCCUCCUCUUCCUCCUGUUCCUCCUCCCCGGGAUGCUCCCCUCACCAUCACCACCACCACCACCACCACCCGCUGGCCCCCUCCGGCAGCCUCUCCAGCCUGGGCCCAGCGAGCACCGAAAGUGGCUGCAGCUCGUCGGAGGCUCUCUCCCCUGAGUUUGGACCCGUGGUGGCCCUGGAGCCGGCGGAUCAUCUCAUCAUUGACCCGACGGUGGCCCAGAGGGCGUGCCAGGAGGUCCUGCAGAAGCUGAAGGGCUUUGGGAUGCAGGGACAGGGACAGGGCGACAACAACAGCCAUCACACCACCACCAUCAACGCCGACGUCACACAAAGCAGCCUGUCUGGCUGCCUGUCGGGCUCGUCUCCCGCACCCCCCACCACCUGCGACGGGUAUAAUGGAUCAACCCAGCCUGAGCCAGAGGUGGAGGUGGAAGAGGUGGACAGUGGAACGACCCAAGAGGAGAAGGAGGCGGGGGGGAUAGAAGAGGAGGAGAAAGAGGUGGUGGGAAGGAUUGAGGAGGAGGAGGAGGAGGCAGAGCCAGAGGUGGAGGUGGAGGUGGAAGAGGUGGACAGUGGAACGAACCAAGAGGAGAAAGAGGCGGGGGGGAUAGAAGAGGAGGAGAAAGAGGCGGUGGGAAGGAUUGAGGAGGAGGAGGAGGAGGAGGAGGAGGAGGCGGAGCCAGAGGUGGAGGUGGAAGAGGUGGACAGUGGAACGAACCAAGAGGAGAAAGAGGCUGGGGGGAUAGAAGAGGAGGAGAAAGAGGCAGGAGGGAGGAUUGAAGAGGAGGAGGAGGAGGAAGAGGAGGCGGAGCAAGUCUAUGAGGCAGCUGGCGGUGAAUCCUUAGAGUCUCCCCUCUCGGCCUUGAGCGAAAGCGAGAGCGUACCGUCACCUUCAUCAUCGUCACCAUCGCCACCACCACCACCACCAUCAUCAUCACCACCACAGCCAAUAGUGUCACCAUCACCAUUAUCACCCCUCCCACCAUCGUCAUUGUCAUCACCACCAUCACCAUCACCACAGCCACUGGUGUCAACAUCACCAUUAUCACCCUCCUCACCACCAUCCUUUUCGACAUCAUCAUCAUCAUCAUCAUCUACCUCGUCCUCCUCUUCCUCUUCCUCGGCUGCAGCUACGGCGGCUGCGUCCAAGCAGUCGUGGCUGCUGCGUCUGUUUGAGUCCAAGCUGUUCGACGUGUCCAUGGCCAUCGCCUACCUGUACAAGUCCAAGGAGCCCGGCGUGCAGGCCUACAUCGGCAACCGCCUCUUCAGCUUUCCUGAGCAUGAAGUGGACUUCCACCUGCCGCAGCUGCUCAACAUGUACGUGAACAUGGACGAGGAGCUGGGCGAGGCCAUCCGACCGUACGUGCUGCGGCGCUGCAGCCAGAGCGUGGCCUUCUCCCUGCAGUGUGCCUGGCUGCUGGGCGCCUACGCCUCCGACAUGCACCUCUCCACGCAGCGGCACUCGCGUGGCGCAAAGCUGCGCAAGCACAUCAUGUCCCACCUGCAGCAGCCCGGCAGCCCAGCCGCGUCCCUGCCGACCACGCCAACCACGACGAUGAUGUCCACGCCAUCAGCACAAACUGUAUCCGCGACAACUGUAUCCGCGACAACUGUAUCCACGACGACAACGACGGUGGUGUCUGCGGCAGGUGCCGAGGGCCAGGGACAGGGAGAAGGAAGCGUCUCGCCAGCUCCCGGAAGUCCGUCCCACAACAGGUUCCUGUCGCCGGCAAAGGCCCCACGGCACCAGAGGUCCAAGUCAGACGCGGUGGGGGGAGGAGGAGGGGUCAUCGCCGGGGGCGUCCGGGGGGGCGGUGGCUUGAAGAGGAGCGGCAGCAACCCCAAAGUGGAGGGCAGCUUUGAGGAGCCGGUGCGCCUGACGCCCCAGCGUGAGUUCAUCAAGUCGCUGAUGGUGAUCGGCAAGCGUCUGGCCACGCUGCCCACCAAGGAGCAGAAGACCCAGCGGCUCAUCUCCGAGCUCUCGCUGCUCAACCACAAGCUGCCCGCCCGCACCUGGCUGCCCACCGCCGCCUUCCACCACCACGUGGUGCGCAUACCGCACACGCAGGCCGUGGUGCUCAACUCCAAAGACAAGGCGCCGUACCUCAUAAACGUGGAGGUGCUGGAAUGCGAGAGCUUCGAGACGUCGCCGGUUCCCGUCCGUAUCCCGGAGACCAGGAUCCGCACCACGUGCUCGUCAGAGAACCUCCCCGACUGCGGAGUGGCGGCCGAGGGGCGACCCGGGGGAGGGGUCGUCUCCACGGUACCCAACUAUGACAACGACGACGAGGCCUGGGCCGUGGACGACAUUGGGCAGCUACAAGUGGAGCUCCCCGAGGGCCACACCAGCAGCUGUGACAACAUCUCCCAGUUCUCAGUGGACAGCAUCACCAGCCAGGAGAGCAGGGACGCCGUCUUUAUCGGCGCCGGGGACAUUCGGCGACGUCUGUCUGAGAACCUGGCUCACACCCCCACGACAUUCCGGAGGGAUCCAGAGGACCCCUCUGCUGUGGCCCUGAAGGAACCCUGGGAGGAGAAAGUGAGGCGGAUCAGGGAGUGUUCCCCGUAUGGGGGUCUGCCCAACUGGAGACUGCUCUCCGUCAUCGUGAAGUGUGGAGAUGACCUCAGGCAGGAGCUGUUGGCCUACCAAGUGCUCAGCCAACUACAGAGUAUCUGGGAGCAGGAGCGGGUGCCGCUGUGGAUAAAGCCCUACAAGAUCCUGGUGGUGUCGUGUGACAGCGGCAUGAUCGAACCGGUGCUGAACGCAGUCUCACUGCACCAGGUGCGUAAGCAGAGCCAGCUCUCCCUGCUGGACUACUUCCAACAGGAGCACGGAGGGCCGGCCAGCGAGGGCUUCCUCACCGCGCAGAGGAACUUUGUACGCAGCUGCGCCGGGUACAGUCUCAUAUGCUACCUGCUGCAGGUCAAAGACAGACAUAAUGGGAAUAUUCUGCUGGAUUCAGAGGGCCACAUCAUCCACAUUGACUUUGGCUUCAUCCUCUCCAGUUCUCCACGUAACCUGGGCUUCGAGACAUCGGCAUUCAAACUCACCAGCGAGUUUGUGGAUGUGAUGGGUGGUCUGGAUGGGGACAUGUUUAACUACUACAAGAUGCUGAUGCUGCAAGGGCUGAUCGCCGCUCGCAAACACAUGGAGAAGGUGGUGCAGAUUGUGGAGAUCAUGCAGCAAGGUUCCCACCUGCAGUGCUUCCACGGCUCGAGCACGGUGCGUCAGCUGAAGGAGCGUUUCCACAUGAGCCUGACGGAGGAGCAGCUUCAGGUGCUGGUGGAGCAGAUGGUGGACGCCUCCAUGCGCUCCAUCACCACCAAGCUCUACGACGGCUUCCAGUACUUCACCAAUGGCAUCAUGUGAUAGGGGAGCGCACAAACACACACGGGCACACACACACACACACACACACAGACACACAAAGACAGAUGUGCAUACAUACACACACACACACAUGCACAAACACACAGACACACACACACCUUUUAGUGCCUAAAGAGCCGUGGUGGUGUUGAGCAGCAUGUUGUAGACCUUGAUGUGCAGUGCAGUACUUUACAUGGAUGCCAUCAGAUUGGCAAGUCAAAGGAAAGCUGCAUCCAACACACACACACACACACACACACACACACACACACACACA